AGCAAUGGCGCACUUUCUCCCGAUGCUCAGAAAGCACAGAUCCGAACUCUACGUCUUCCAGAUUCCAAACCUCCGUGGAUCAUAAGAACAAAGUGUAAGGUGGGGAUGGAAGGGAGAAAGAAGGCAGACCCUCCUUGUGUGGUUUGUGGAGGGAGUGGCAGAGUCGACUGCUCCCGCUGUAAUGGAAGAGGAAGGACAAAUCAUGUGGAGCUAGAGGUGCUUCCACAAGGAAAGUGGCCAGAGUGGUGUAGAUACUGUAGUGGAAGUGGACUGAGCCACUGCUCUCGCUGCCUUGGCACCGGCGAGUAUCGCCAUACAAUGGGAUUUGACUUCAUGUACAGUGCAGCUAGCCAAUCUUGAUCAACAUGCAACAUUACAUAUUUACAGCUUCCUCAUAUAUUGUAAUAAUGAACAAAAUUACACUUUGGCUCCUUUCAGUCUUUUUACUGAUUUUUGUUAUUUCCCAAAAUAAUCUCGAUCCUUUUUUUAUACGAGUAUAUCACUAUGUAUCAAUGUAUCAU
Cuscuta epithymum is the source of this 521-nucleotide messenger RNA. The record is from the annotation of a GenBank genome assembly. Lineage: Eukaryota; Viridiplantae; Streptophyta; Magnoliopsida; Solanales; Convolvulaceae.